AUGGGCAAGUCUCAGUCCAAGCUGUCACCCUCACAACUCGAGGAGUUGCAGAAGUCGACCCACUUUGAUAAGAAGGAGCUUCAGCAAUGGUAUAAAGGCUUCCUCAAGGACUGCCCGUCGGGCACCCUCACCAAGGAAGAGUUCCAGAAGAUCUACCGUCAAUUCUUCCCUUUCGGUGAUCCAUCCUCAUUUGCAAAUUAUGUCUUUCGGGUAUUCGACUCGGACAACAGCGGCAUGAUUGAUUUUAAGGAAUUCAUCUGCGCUCUCUCGGUCACAUCACGCGGGAAAAUGGAGGACAAGCUGGACUGGGCCUUCCAACUGUACGAUAUCGACGGAGACGGCAAGAUCACUUAUGACGAGAUGCUGGCCAUCGUGGAGGCAAUUUACAAAAUGGUGGGCUCCAUGGUCAAGCUUCCCGAGGACGAAGACACACCAGAGAAGCGAGUGCGCAAGAUUUUCCGAAUGAUGGACAAGGAUGAGAAUGGCAGCCUGGACAUCGAGGAAUUCAAGGAGGGCAGCAAGCGCGAUGAGACCAUCGUCAGCGCCUUGUCCUUGUACGACGGUCUGGUGUAG
Messenger RNA from Penicillium oxalicum, 573 nucleotides. Its product is annotated as EF-hand domain-containing protein. Gene Ontology annotation, cellular component: intracellular membrane-bounded organelle; cytosol; membrane. The coding region runs from base 1 to 573 and encodes 190 amino acids. NCBI's taxonomy places the organism in Eukaryota, Fungi, Ascomycota, Eurotiomycetes, Eurotiales, Aspergillaceae. The record is from RefSeq and is a predicted model, not a curated record. The transcript has 4 exons. Gene Ontology annotation, molecular function: calcium ion binding.